Molecule: messenger RNA, 3106 nt
Organism: Xiphophorus maculatus (southern platyfish)
Lineage: Eukaryota; Metazoa; Chordata; Actinopteri; Cyprinodontiformes; Poeciliidae
Exons: 7
Coding region: 1457-2371 (304 amino acids)
Source: RefSeq, a predicted model, not a curated record
UCACUUUUUAGGUAUUGAUGGCAGAAUCGAUUGUAUUAUACGCCAAGAAGAAAACACACGAGAGGCUGACUUUGAAGCUCAUUUACUUAUUUGUUUUUUUCCCCAGAAGCCGCUGAGGCCGGUCCAAUGAGCCCUGGCACCCGGUGGAGACGUGGCUUAUCGCGGGUGGAGUUCUGUUCUCCGGGCGAGCAGCGUGGCAGCCCUAACCCUGCCCACACUAACAGGAUUGAGGCGGUUGUGAGAAUGGAAUUAGCUAAUCAAGGAGAACAUGUCAUCCCAAAGCCUCAUCCAAUCACCAUCUUAUGUUCCUCAUGUUCCUCUUAAUGGGAUCCGGUUGAAGGGUGGCCCACGUCGUCUGAAUGCCGCGUACGGGACAACCAGCCCUGAGGCGGGCCGCACAUUUCGUGGAAACGCAGUGGCGCAGAAAGUGGGUAUGCAGUGUAUGCAACGCAUAGGGGGCGCUGCAUUAGAGGGGGCGCAAAAACGACGUGGGGGAUUUUUUUUUCUAGUCAGCAUUUUAUGUAUUUAACAGCUGCUUGUGUAUGAAAUGAUCAAUAACAGAGGAACAGCACUGAUUAGGCGCCCCUCCAUCCUGCCAGCCGCUCUCCCCUCCCAUACAGGUAGCUUGGGCAGCGGCCCUUCAGAACGCGCUGAGGCCGUUUUUUUUCCUUUUAAAUUUGAGUUGUAGGAAUGCACUCGACUACAGGGAGCUAAAGAUGAGCAGCAGAUAAACCUCCGGGGCACAAAACAGAAAACAGAAGAGGGGGAAGGAUAAAGAUGUUGGAGAGACAAAGAAAAGCUUUUCAAAGUGGUUGAAAGACAGAAGCAAGAAGAAGAAAAACCACCUUUAAGAAGAGAAUCGAGAUCCUUCCGAGGAAAAUUCUCAACCGUAAUAAUCAGAGCAAAAAAUAUCAAUGUUUCUGAAAAUCAUAUCACCAAGCAAGAUUAAAAUUAUGUUUGUUAUGCCAUUUAAAAUCUUCAAACGUGUCAUAACAAGUGGGAAACAAUGGGCCUAGAGCUAAAUGUAAGUGUAUUCCAUUCUCGUCUCAAAUUUCUGCGUCUCCUCUUACUCCUGGCUGCCACAGUAAGCCGUCUUCCCCCUAAACUCAAUCAGAAAGGUUUACAGGGCUGAUUAGAUUAGCAUAAGCAGCUGGGAGUAGUUAAUGGUCUUUGCUGGUGUUGAUAAGUAACACUGACUAAUUGGCCCGGGCCAGCCGCAGAGAGCCGACACCGGCUCACAGGAACAGACUGAGACAAACAGAACUGGAUCGGCGCCGUGUGUGAGCUGCUGAGGCUCGGAUGCGAUGAAGAGAGAGCUUCUGGAUGCUCCUGGCCGAGACGUGGACUUUAACUGAGGGACGGGAUUUGAUGAUACUUUAGCUCCCUGCUCAGGGGUCAUCAGAGGUCAACCACUGUGGGGUGCAACUUCACUCAGGUCAAAUUUACUGGUCUCAACAUGAAUCGGCACGCCUUCGCGCCCUUCCCAGCCAGACCCCCGGCCUACCCUCUGAUGGGAUACCAGGACAGAAAUUUCGACCUGCAGCCUCCUGGACGAACACAGAGGCCGUACUUUGACAGAGCCUUUCACCAAGCAGCGCAGAAGUCCUCCAGAUCCGCAACAAGAAGAAGCAGCAGCAGUUGUCUACAUGUCUAUAUUGCAUGGAGGAUUUAUUACCACAAACAACUCAAGAAAAUGCAUCAGAAAUCCCAAGGUCUUCCUCAGGAGACGGUGAUGAAAUUUCCAAUCACAAACCUGCUAGACUUGGAGCAGCCUGAACAACCCCAGCCCUCCUGCAGACGCCCAUAUUUAGAUUCUGCAUUUAGAAGCACAGCAGGAAGAGAAAAAGCAAUAAAUGCCGGCCAUAACCCGAGCGAUCAACCGGAACCUCACCCAUCUACACCUGCUUUCCGCCCCAAUGAGAAAGCGGAUCUGGAGAGACCCAAGGGCUGCCAAACCAACCCGACGAGUGACUCCCUCGACAGGAAGUGGCACCUGGAGGGCUGCAGCUCCGACGGCGUGAAGAGGCUAAAGCAGGAAGACAAGCGGCCUGACCCAUCUUUAUUCACUGCACCUUGUACAGACCCUUCCACAAGCAGGAUGCAGGCUCAGCCACCGAGCAUCAGCAGGCUGUGCGCGUCCUGUUGCUGCACCUGCGUCUCUUACCCGGGUGCAGAGCUGCAUCCCUACCAAACUGCAUCAUGGGAGCAAGCAUGGAGCCACAGAGUGGAUGUCCAUCUGAGGCAGAAAGUCUUCAAAGAGUAUUUCUGUGAGCGGUUUCCGCCUACGUUGGCACCUCAUGUUUACUCUCCUCUGGACUCUGUUUACCUUCCAGACCAGAACACGCUCCCGUCGUUUCUGUCCCUGCUGUAGAGCAUAACUCUCAUUCUGGCUUUUUUUCUUCUGGACUUCUAAAAACCAGAGAGCUGAUCGUUUCUACAACAGAGAAUGCUUGUAGUCCUUAAUCUGCUCUAAAUGUUUUGAUGACAAAUGUCAUUCCUCUAAAAACCAGGUUUCUACAAGAGAGCCAAAAACAGACUUUUAAAAAAAAAAAAUAGUCUCAGAAAUUUUCUAGAAAAAGUUGGAAAUUUGCUACAAAACAAACUUGGAGUUUCAAAAAUUGAGAACUUUCAACCAUUGAAAUUUCCAAGUUUUGUCUAGAAAAUUUCUAGAAUUUUUUUUUAAGAUCUACAAUGGCCUUACUAUGACAUGGUAGUUUCUUAUUCAGUUUUAAUUUGCUUUAAAAUAUCACUCUUAAGUUGUAAAGACACCCAUGUACAGCUGGCUAAGAACACAAAUAUUAACCAGGAAUUCUCAUGCAUUGCAUUUCUUGGGUUCUUUGUUUGUUUUGUUUUGAUUUUUUUAUUUGAUGGAGUAUGAUUUUAAUACAGAUAUUCUGUUUGGGUUUUUUUUUUUAAAGCCCAACCACUCAGCUCACAAAUCCCUCCUAGCAUAAGGCAAGUUUCUCCGAGCAAAUAUCAAAAUGAAACCCUCAGACAAAACCACUUUAAAAGACUAAAUUAAUUUUGCUACUUAACUGUAGCAAAAUGUAAAGAAAUUGGAAAUGGCUUAAAACGUUUACACAGUUCAAUAAAUAAGUUCUCAUCA